Messenger RNA from Phytophthora nicotianae INRA-310, 1443 nucleotides. RefSeq lists its product as hypothetical. The transcript has a single exon. Lineage: Eukaryota; Oomycota; Peronosporomycetes; Peronosporales; Peronosporaceae. The record is from RefSeq and is a predicted model, not a curated record. The coding region runs from base 1 to 1443 and encodes 480 amino acids.
AUGGCAUCACCUGCGCGCCGAACUCGCCGCAACUUGACGUACGGGGAGAAGCUAGCGAUCAUCCAGAAGAAGGAGGAGGAGCCCUCAUGGACGCAGCGCAACUUGGCGCUUUGGGCGAAGGAGGCGUUCGGCCUGGAAAGCAAGCCUACACAGGCCACCAUCUCCAAUUUGCUACGGGACAAGGACAAACUGCUGAGCACCGCGGUGCCGCCCGGAUUCCGCGCCGCGCGAAAAGUAAAAUAUCCUGAACUAGACCAGACGAUACUGCGCUGGGUGCACGAGGAAAUGGAGCGCGGCGGGUGCAUGACGCGCGCCGCCGUCCAGACCAAGGCCAUGGAAAUGGCGCAAGAGAUGCAGUUGCCCUCGGACAUGAGCUUCUCCAAGGGAUGGGUCAGCAGCUUUAUGAGCAGGCACCAACUUAACUUCUCGAAGAGGAAUGGGACUAGACAGAACAUGCUGGCAGUCACGACCGAGGCAGUCAAUAGGACGGAGCACGUUCAGGUACAGCAGGUCCAGGAGGAGACAGACGAAGAAGAGGAAGAUGUAGAAGAGCCGGUGGCGGAGGUGGAGGUGGACAACUCAGUGGAAGUGGAGGGGGACCAGGCUGAGGACGUACAGGAAAAUAGGAUGGAGGUGGAGACGUCGACGUCCAAUGUGACGGACGACCCACCGAGACAGAGUGUGAAGCGGAGACGAGUGGAAGGAGGCGUUGAUAGUGCUUGGCUGUCAAGGGAAGAGGAUGAACGAGCGAUGGUGGAGUUGUUGCUGAACUGGAUAGCGGUGCCUGGCAGUUAUUCGAGAUGGUGGUUGCUGAAGAGCGACGAGGAGAAGCAGCCACUGUGUGAUGAGAUUAAACUGUUCCUGCGAUCGCAUGGACGGCAUGGAAUAGAAAGUGUGGAUAUUCGACAACAGCUCACGACAUUCGUGACGACGUUCCAGGCGGCACAUACCUGGUUAAGACAGGCGAGGGUGGAAUACCCGCUGAAUGUUGAGAAUAUGACGUUGGAGCAGGAGGGGAUUAAGAGCCAUGUACUGCAAAUGUGCCCACACUACGAGAGACUAGUAGGAGUGCUAGCUCCGUACGUGAAGUAUGACGAUAGCACGGCAAGGACUGACACCCCUGCAACAGCAACGGUCCAAGCCGCGACACCUUCGAAUAAUGAUACUCCUUUACAAUCACGUGAUACGAGCGUUGCUGUUAAUACGCCCACGAAGGAAGCCGAGAGUUCAAGGCGGCAAAGCACCGAGUCCAAUACGGAUGACAAUAUCGAUGACGAGACCAAGGCGCAGAAGCGGCAUCUGUUUGAAUUGGAAUGUGCGCGACUCCAAUCCGAGAUUGAGACCAGGAAUGUUCAACUGGUACUAGAGAAAACUUUGGCACGAAAGAAGCUGCUGGAUGCGGGUAUCUCUCUCGAAGAAGUGGACAGGAUUUUCCCCAUGUGA